Messenger RNA from Aedes aegypti (yellow fever mosquito), 1919 nucleotides. Its product is annotated as ester hydrolase C11orf54 homolog. The record is from RefSeq and is a predicted model, not a curated record. Gene Ontology annotation, cellular component: nucleus. Lineage: Eukaryota; Metazoa; Arthropoda; Insecta; Diptera; Culicidae. Bases 894 to 1811 code for a protein of 305 amino acids. The transcript has 4 exons. Gene Ontology annotation, molecular function: hydrolase activity, acting on ester bonds; zinc ion binding.
CUAGUCUAGAUAAAUUACGAUAGUUCCUUAUGAAUUAUCCCAGUUUUUGAACAAGAAAGCGAGCUAGUCACCCCAAAACAUUAUUAUCUCGCAUCGUUGAAGUGUAUUGAAAUAAGUGAUAAGGAAGUGAUAGUGAACCGAGGAGGAUUGUUUGCGGUUUUUUUUUCUAGUGUUUACAAAUGAUAAAAUAAUAUUUACAACUCGUAGACUAGAUGAAAAAUGCAUACCCACACAUUGAGUGGACAGCUGAUUCGUGUCCGUAUUAUAAUGGUGAACGAACGGGUUUAGCAACGACACUCACAAGCAACCACCAUCGAACGAUCCCUACUUGGGAGUUUGUAGUCAAUCAAAGUGACUUUCAUUCAGUCGUCGACGUUGGGCGCUAAGUGCGAAAGUAAGCCUGCAGUCAGGGGCCUUUUUUGGAUCACGGUGUUAUUAUCUUAAUUAUAAACUGUUUGGAAAGCUAGAGAUUUUUUCCUAAAGACCUAUCAGUAAAUUAAUAUCGAAUUAAAAUGGCCAGUAUCGAUACAACCAUACUACCGUUCGAAGAGAAACCCUUAUACGUGCCAUCAUUGGACGAGGUGUGCAAGGGAUAUAAAAGUGGCGACGAGGAUCAUGGAAACGCGUGUUGGAGAUAAUCGUUUUUCUUUGGGGUGGCGAAUUGCCAAUUUCAUUUGUUUUGAAAAGUGUGGUGAAAUUGCCGAUAUGAGUUGAACCAAAUUGUUCUUUAGAGCUGACGAAAUCGUUGUUUAUUGUGAACAAAGUUGUUCUUUAGUAAAGCGAUUGCUGUAUUGAGAUGAACGGAAUUGUUCUUUAGUGUUGACGAAUUUGUCAAAUGUAAUUUUGAGCAGUGUGAAUACGAAUGUUUUGUUGUAAAUAAUCAAAUUUGUGAUAUGAAGAUGAAAUUGUGGAAUUUUCUAGUCGUGGCUUCUGGGCUGAAAUCUAAUUUUGAAACUGUGCAAGUUGAAGUCGUAGAUUGUCCAAACUUAACGGAGGAUCCAUUCCAUCUAGCGAGUCAAGGACUCAAUGGCAGCCCCACUCUUCUGGAAAUUGGAGGCCCUCCGUACCUUCUUCCUCACGUGGAUUACACCAAACUCUACGAUCUGGUGGCCAUUUCCGAACGGGCACUUAAUGUAACAAAAAAGGAGUUCCUUGCAAUAGGAGCUGGAGCCGGUCCAUAUCCGUAUGUCGACUCCAAUUGUGAAGGCAUGUUCAACCUGAAAGUCCAUGCCAAUGGACACGUUUUAAGCGAAAGCCACCUUGCGCGAGUAACACCAGACAGGAAAAAAGUACUUCUUGAAAAGAUUCCCAAUACGGAAACUCGUUGCGCGCUUUUGGGUAACAUCUUCCUUAGCGAAGGCAAGCCCGGAAAAGUUCUCAAGGUCAAGUGUAAGAAGCGCACUGGAAACAAGGAUUUCAUCGCUAGUAUUCGCACUACCUUGGAACAGCACUACGGCGAACGCACUGUUGGCAUGGGAGGUGUAUUUCUGCUGAAAAAUGGGAAAGCCAAGCAACACGUGAUGUCGCCAUUUUCCGAAACCGCCAUUUAUACAGAAGACGAGUUGAACAGCUGGCUGAAUUUCUUCGACAUGUCUGCAACGCUGAUCGCCGUUGGAACCCUGGUAACAAACGAGUGCGAUCUGGACCUGCGUUUGCAGCACUUCCACAGCUUCUCCAGACAUGGGGAAGGUGGUCACUAUCACAUCGAUACGACCCCGGAUACGGUCGAGUACGAGGGUUAUUUCAAUUUGGGAGAAAAAAUUGUACGGGUCGACAAACCAGUCAACACUCACAAAUUCGGACGUGAUUGAUGUUCUACUAUGGAACAAGUCUCAAUAAAAAAAAAUCAAGCAGAAGUUCAAAGCUCAUCGGUAAUUAAAUGCCUUAUUAAUGUUUCUUUCGAAUGAUAGAUAACCGAA